AUGAAGUCAGUAAUGAGAAAGAUCAAAGUCCUUGGACCAGUUCUCAAUUUACGUUGUUCUUACAGUUCCUCCGACCAAACUCUUCUUGUUAAUGAAUUCACCAGAUUUUGUUACCAGAGAAACAUUCCCAGAGCUCUGAAAGCUAUGGAUUCGUUGCAAAGCCAUGGAAUUUGGGCAGAUUGUGAGACUUAUUCUGAGCUUAUCAAGUGUUGCUUGUCUCAAAGAGCUGUUCAUGAAGGGAAUCUAGUUUGUCGUCAUUUAUACUUCAAUGGGCAUCAACCAAUGAUGUUUCUGGUUAAUGUUCUGAUGAACAUGUAUGUGAAAUUCAAUCUUUUGAAUGAUGCUCACCACUUGUUCGACAAAAUGCCUGAGAGGAAUGUUGUUUCUUGGACUACAAUGAUCUCUGCUUAUUCUAAGUGUAAAAUUCACAACAAGGCUUUGGAGCUUUUGGUUUUGAUGCUUAGAGAAGGUGUUAGGCCUAAUGUGUAUACUUACUCAUCUGUGUUAAGAUCCUGCAAUGGGAUGUCUGAUGUUAGAAUGAUUCAUUGUGGGAUUAUUAAGGAAGGAUUAGAGUCCGAUGUUUUUGUUAGGAGUGCUUUGAUUGAUGUGUUUGCUAAACUUGGUGAGCCGGAGGAUGCUCUUUCGGUUUUCGAUGAAAUGGUUACUGGUGAUGGGAUUGUUUGGAACUCGAUUAUUGGUGGCUUUGCUCAGAACAAUAAAAGCGAUGAAGCUUUGAAGCUUUUUAAGAGGAUGAAGAUAGCUGGUUUCACUGCGGAGCAAGCUACGUUGACUAGCGUAUUGAGGGCGUGUACUGGUUUGGCUCUGUUGGAGCUUGGGAUGCAAGUUCAUGUUCAUAUCUUCAAAUAUGACCAAGACUUGAUACUCAACAACGCGCUCGUGGACAUGUAUUGCAAGUCUGGGAGCUUGGAGGAUGCUCGCCGUGUGUUUAGCCAGAUGAAGGAGAGAGAUGUGAUUUCAUGGAGCACAAUGAUUUCAGGGUUGGCACAAAACGGUUAUAGUGAGGAGGCACUGAAGUUAUUUGAGUCAAUGAAAUCUUCUGGGACGAAGCCAAACUACAUUACUAUUGUCGGGGUUCUCUUUGCGUGUAGCCACGCGGGGCUCCUGGAAGAUGGUUGGUACCACUUCAGAUCAAUGAAGAAACUUUAUGGAAUUGAUCCACGAAGGGAACAUUAUGGUUGUAUGAUUGAUCUGUUAGGAAAAGCUGGGAAACUCGACGAUGCAGUCAAGCUGUUACAUGAGAUGGAAUGUGAGCCAGAUGCUGUUACAUGGAGAACUCUGCUUGGUGCUUGUAGGGUUCAAGGAAACAUGGUGCUAGCCGAAUAUGCAGCUAAAAAGGUCAUAGAACUCGAUCCCGAGGAUGCAGGAACUUACACACUGUUGUCUAACAUAUAUGCAAACUCUCAGAAAUGGGACAGUGUUGAAGAAAUCCGGACACGAAUGAGAGACAUAGGAAUCAAGAAAGAACCUGGAUGCAGUUGGAUCGAAGUAGGCAAACAGAUUCAUGCUUUUAUCAUCGGAGACAAAUCUCAUCCACAAAUAGUUGAAGUCAACAAGAAGCUGAAUCAAUUGAUCCACAGAUUGAUAGGUAUUGGUUAUGUUCCUGAAACAAACUUCGUGCUACACGAUCUUGAAGGAGAACAGAUGGAAGAUUCUUUAAGACAUCACAGCGAGAAACUGGCUUUAGCGUUUGGCUUGUUAACAUUACCUAUUGGGAAAGUCAUUAGGAUCAGAAAGAAUCUGAGAAUAUGUGGGGACUGUCAUGUGUUCUUCAAGCUCGCUUCCAAGCUUGAAAACCGCAGUAUAGUUAUAAGAGAUCCAAUCCGUUACCAUCAUUUCCAAGAUGGAAAAUGCUCGUGUGGCGACUAUUGGUAA
Molecule: messenger RNA, 1893 nt
Organism: Arabis nemorensis
Lineage: Eukaryota; Viridiplantae; Streptophyta; Magnoliopsida; Brassicales; Brassicaceae
Source: the annotation of a GenBank genome assembly